Rasamsonia emersonii CBS 393.64 is the source of this 459-nucleotide messenger RNA. RefSeq lists its product as uncharacterized. The coding region runs from base 1 to 459 and encodes 152 amino acids. The record is from RefSeq and is a predicted model, not a curated record. The transcript has a single exon. NCBI's taxonomy places the organism in Eukaryota, Fungi, Ascomycota, Eurotiomycetes, Eurotiales, Trichocomaceae.
AUGGCGACUGAGAUGCACUCCUUCUACACCCCUUCGGCACCGUCCCAUAUCUCUUCUCACUCGCCUCAGAUCGUGGACGAGCUUAUCAGCAAGUAUUCCUCCACAAUGUCGACGACCAGCAGUUCGCCAUCACCUCCCACCAGCCAGCGUCGCAGCCUUCUCAAGCGCGUUAUCGACCGCAUCCGUCUCGAAUACUACCGCUACGAGGUCACAUUCGGCGUCUACGUGAUGACCCCCGGCGAGAAAUUCGUUGCCAACACCUUCGUGAUCGUGUUCCUGUCCCUCCUCAUCUGGGCUUCGCUGCUCUACUUCCCACAGCUUCUCUACCAGAAGCUCAGACGCCUUAUAUGGCUUCUGACCGGCCACAGCGAGGAUGUGGGUGUCGUCUUUGACAUGUUUGACAAAGGAUUCCGAACGCAAUCGGCUGCGCUUUCGACGAGCACCUCUCUGGCUUCCUGA